Molecule: messenger RNA, 1796 nt
Organism: Pollicipes pollicipes
Lineage: Eukaryota; Metazoa; Arthropoda; Thecostraca; Pollicipedomorpha; Pollicipedidae
Product: chitin deacetylase 1
Exons: 10
Coding region: 59-1507 (482 amino acids)
Biological process (GO): carbohydrate metabolic process
Cellular component (GO): extracellular region
Molecular function (GO): chitin binding
Source: RefSeq, a predicted model, not a curated record
GGCACGGCCGGCGGCCGGCGAGCGUCUGCCGCCACUCUGCCGUCGAGACCGGGCCGUCAUGGAGCUGCCCGCUCGUCUGCUGCUGGCCGUCGGCCUCCUCCACAUCGCAGCGAAGGCCCAGCUGCUUCCAGACAAGGGAGGAUUCAAGUGUCCUGCUCUGGACGGAUAUUUCGCUGAUCCAGAUAACUGCAGAAAGUUCUACCAAUGUGUGGACGAGUACGCGCACAGCCAGGUGUGCCCAUCCGGCCUCUACUGGCACGACAUCAAGAAGCAGUGCGCCUAUAAGAACGAGGCUGUCUGCGGACCUGUGGAGACGACCGAGGCCCCCAUCACCACUCCGGACCCGUACGCCGCCACCGCCUGUGACCCGGCCAACUGUGUGCUGCCCAGCUGCUUCUGCUCCAAGGAUGGCACGCUCAUUCCCGGGAAUUUGGACCCGGCACAGACGCCGCAAAUGAUCAUCCUGGCGCUGGACGGCGCUGUGAACGGCCAGAACUACAACCGCUACCAGGACCUUUUCAACGACACCGUCUUUAAAAACCCCAACGAGUGCCCGAUGAGAGGCACAUUCUUCGUCAGCCACGAGUACACCAACUACCAGAUGGUGCAGGACCUGUACCACAAGGGUCACGAGAUUGCCCUCAACAGCAUCACGUCCCGGGGCCUGGCCGGCGAGUCGUACGAUGCGUGGGUGCAGGAGAUGGUCGGCAUGAGGUCGAUGCUCGGCAACUGGGCCAAUGUGUCCGAGUUCGACAUCUUCGGCAUGCGGGCGCCGCGCCUCAAGCCCGGCGAUAACCGCCAGUUUGACAUGCUCCUCGACUACGGCUUCGCCUGGGACAGCUCUGUGGCGGUGCCGCCGAUCCGCACGCCUGUCUGGCCGUACACGCUCGACUACAAGAUCCCGCACGAGUGCCGCUCCGGCGGCUGCCCCACCUCCCAGUACCCAGGUGUCUGGGAAAUACCACUAAACUCACACUACGUGGCUGGAUUCGACGGGGGACACUGCCCGUACUUGGAUCAGUGCGUGCUCUUCAACAACGAGCCGGCCGACAUCUUGGCCUGGUUCAAGGAAGACUUCAGUCGCCACUACGACCAGAACCGCGCUCCCUACAUCCUCUCCUUCCACACUAACUGGUUCAACGAGCAGAACCUCAUCGACGGACUCAACUUAUUCCUGCAGUGGGUUAGCCAAAAGGACGACGUCUGGUUCGUGACGAUGACGCAGGCGCUCUUCUGGAUGUCGGACCCGGUGCCGCUCAAUCAGCUGACGCAGCUGGACGACUGGGACUGCCGCAAGCGGCAGAACACGCCGGCGCCGGCCUGCAACCGGCCCAACACGUGCCGCGUGCUCUUCAAGCCGCCUAAGGACGUGGACCCGUCCUGGUUGCCGGGCACGAGGUACAUGACCACGUGCUUGAGCUGUCCCAAGCAGUAUCCCUGGCUGUACGACUUCGAGGGCAAUGGUGGCGAAGACGACUUCUAUGAGCCUCCGGUGUACGAAAAAUAGAAACAAGACAGCGUUUUUAGGGAUUCGUAAGGCUGAUGUCGCGACCAAAUAGCCAGUCACAGUCGUUCAUUAGACCUCUCCCGUAUGACGGAUGGAUGCCCAUCAAUAUAUAUAUAUAUAUAUAUAUAUAUAUAUAUAUAUAUAUAUAUAUAUAUAUAUAUAUAUUGUUACAGCCGUCCGGAGGGAAUAGCCGUUGCGGCUGGACAUCUGUUCACCAGUCAGUGGUUGGUCGCUUUGGCUUACGGCAGCAUGGUGUUCGUUGCAAUACAAUGGCGGCAGUAAAAUCAAA